AUGCAGCUCACCACCCUCUUGCUCGCCGCGCUAAGCGCCGUCUCUGUCUCUGCAUCGCCCUCAUGGAUGGGUGGCGACCAGGUCACGAUCCAGGAAGAGUACAAGGUCCCAGGCGACAACCCCUUGUAUUUCUGCGGUGACCCAGCCAACGAUCUUCUUAAGAUUGAGAAGGUUGACCUGAGCCCCAACCCACCCAAGCCUGGCGAGACGCUCAGCAUCAAGGCCACAGGCGACUUCAAGGAGGAAGUCGGUGAGGGUUUCACAAUGCACUUGCAAGUCAAGUACGGCAUCAUCACACUCAUCAACCAGAAUGCAGACGGCUGCGAAACGAUAAAGAAGGGCGAUCUCGAGUGCCCGCUUAAGAAGGGCGAGAUGAGCUUGACCAAGGAUGUUGACCUGCCCAGGGAGAUCCCUCCGGGCCAGUACACUGUUCUCGCAGACGUCCUUACCGAGGACGGCGACAAGAUUACUUGCCUGACCGCCAAGAUCGCUUUCCACCGGGUAGAUACGGAGGACAGUAAUACGGGCAGUGGUAGUAAAGUCAAGUUUGGACAGCCGAGAGUGCAAAUGUCUGGGCCCCUCGCCGGGCUUGUGCAAGAGCGAUUGAGGCGAAGGAACGAGCUGUAA
Alternaria arborescens is the source of this 627-nucleotide messenger RNA. RefSeq lists its product as hypothetical. The record is from RefSeq and is a predicted model, not a curated record. NCBI's taxonomy places the organism in Eukaryota, Fungi, Ascomycota, Dothideomycetes, Pleosporales, Pleosporaceae. Gene Ontology annotation, biological process: intracellular sterol transport. Gene Ontology annotation, molecular function: sterol binding. The coding region runs from base 1 to 627 and encodes 208 amino acids. The transcript is spliced from 4 exons.